Messenger RNA from Porites lobata, 3893 nucleotides. The record is from the annotation of a GenBank genome assembly. NCBI's taxonomy places the organism in Eukaryota, Metazoa, Cnidaria, Anthozoa, Scleractinia, Poritidae.
GUUUUCUCGCAUAGAAUCAUAAUCAGAAAAAUCGCACGAUGGUUCCACUUUUAUUUGUAAUUGCCCUUUCCCUUGCGGGCCCAUGCUUUUGCGCUCCCUUGAAAAGCAAGAGUCCUGUGUUUAAAUUGACCAAUUCGGAUUUUGAUCAUUUCCUCAAGGACAAAGAUGUGAUGUUGGUGGAUUUUUACGCUCCUUGGUGAGUUAAUUACGUUCCAUGUCAACUUGUUCCCUGUGUGGUCCAUUUGAUUUGACAGAAAAAUAUAAAACAAAAUAUUAGAUCACAGUACAGAGUAGUACUAUUCUAGUUCACGGAUACAGAACUUAUACGCCCAGGCUGUUGUUACUAUGUCAGUGCCUUGGAUAGGUUUAGAGUGAAAGUUAUAAUAACAGUCCAAAGAUAUUACUGAAGCCAUGUACAGGUCGUUGAUCUUACAGGUAAGUCAGUAAAGACAAAAUCAAGGAAGUCUUUUUUCCUUCCCAUAUUAUCUGUUUUUCCUUGGUUAUAAGCUGGUACGAAAAAGGAACAAAGACUUCAUAACCAUUGUAGCAGUCACUGUAGUGACUGGGCACUGUAUAUUAAAGUGCAUUUUAUUGCAUUCCCAAUUUCUGGUCACCGUCUUGCCCUCGCUACAUGGUAAUGGCAUUGAGCCGUGUAUGGUCUGAUCAACCCUGUAAGACUUUGUUGUUUCCAUUGUUAUCGACACAAACUACACGGCUGAAAAUUUCAUGCAUGAACCGCAUCGACUAUAUGAGACUUACUAAGAGAAGAAUCUCCUUAACCUGCUACUUCCCCCUCCCCCUCCCCCAACAUGGAAAAUGUUUCUUGAAACACGGGAAGAGAGGAACUCAUUACAAAGUGAAGAGCCAAAUCUGGUAAAAAGACUAAAAAGCUUGGAGUACAAAUUGUACGCUUCGCCUAAAAUGGCAGCCCAGAUUUUCUGAGGCAUUUCAAACAAAAUGGCUCAGUGAACGAAUCCAUUUUGCGGUCUCUCCAUGCAAACAGGUACCUCAGUAUUUAUGGUUAAAGAAUGAAGAACGUUAAGGGAACCUCACUUCGGUCAGAAUUCCAAUUUUAUAUGGAAAGGAUACAUGUAUUAGACUUUCGUGCGCAAAGACCUAUAGACGCCCAUGGUUUGCUCAGAAAUUCCACGCGACGCCAUAUUGAACGAAUGAUGUCAUUCGUUUGCUCCCAUGUAAAUAGUCGGCAACAACCAAACGCCGAUAUCGUGAUUCAAAACGGUGGUAAAAAGAAUCGAUAAGUAGCCGACAUUCAGAUGAAUUUUUUGACGCUUUCUAAUUUUCUUACCAUGUUCUUAAAAAUAACGGAAUUUGAUUAACAGCGAGGGUUCCCGUUGCCAAUUAAGAAUAAUAAUUAGUAAAAGAAAGUCAGUUAGCAAUGAACACCAAAUGAACUCCUUUUACUUCUCUCUUUUUAGGUGUAGCGACUGUGCUAAACUAAAACCUAAUUUUGACGCUGCUGCAGAAGACUUUGCACGUAAAGGAAAAUACGUCUUUGCAAAGGUUGGUGUUAGAAGUAUAAUUUAUAAUUCCCAAGUUCAGAAAAGAAACUAAACACAUUCGCUUUUCUUUGUUAAACAUACGGGCCUGCAACCAAUCAGCAUCAAAAUAUAAAACAGCUAUAGAUAGGAAUAGAGGAUUUUUUUAGCUCUGCUUGGCAAGAGUUGCAUGUUUUGUAGCCCGUCCUCUCUAGACUAGAGUGCAUUCUGCCCGCAAACUCGCUCACUUGAACUGUCUGAGUUGGUUGUAGACUCGUCAUUUUCAUCCAACACUUCGUAUUAAGAGCAGUUUAAAAGUUUAACUUCUUUGUCCUACGAGACGAUUCUCCAGAGCUUGCUAUACUCUGACUUAGCUAGCCUGCCAUCAUAUGGUUGAAAAUAAACAACGUAGAAAGUGAAUUAACACCAGUAAAAUGUUUCAAAGACAUGGUGGGUAAAGACAAGUUUGAUUGUGUCUUCGACCUGCGGAUUGGGUGGGACAGAUGUAAUGAUAUGAUUAACCAUGAAUGCCAUUUCUGACUUUAACAGAUUGACUGCUUUGGUGAGGGAAGGAGCAUCUGCGAAAACAGGUUUAAUGUGCACAGUUGGCCGCAACUAAAAGUGUUCCGAAGAGGACAAUAUGCUGGUGAAUACAGCGGUUACCAGGAUAGAGGUAACAUAGCCUACACUAAACCACCAAGGCCCCACGAUAAUUUGAGUGGCGGAUCCAGGGAAGGGACCAGGACCUUAUUUUUAGACCAAACUGGGGCCCAAAGACCGGAACCGGGACCGGGACCGGAACCGGGAUCCCCCUUAUCACAGGGUCCGAAUGACCGCUGCCCCUUCCCCUUAUCUGCAGGUCUGGUUUUGGCCGUUUUCACACUGUAUGGACAGGUCAUCUAACGUGAAAAGAAUACGGGAAGAACAAUGUUUUGCUGGUUGUUUAGGUCGUCUGAUUUUGUCCAUCAAUAUAUCCAUCUACAAAUAUGAUUUUCAUAGUUCGAUUUCUCCAUCUAGACAAGUCGUCCCGUUUCUGACUUGCACACUAAACGAACAAGUGGUGGAACAUUUGCCCGACCGGCCGAUUUGCCCGGUCAACUAGAGUGAAAACGGCAACGGCCCUUAUACCUGAUUACGUCAGACGAGCUAAUUUUACCACGAAGUCUCGUUUGUAAACAAAAUUCAUCGCAUUUGCAAUCUUUGUGGGGUAGAUAUUGGGGAGUUUAAGCAACGACGGGGGCGAAUUGACGAAUUGAACGAGAUCAGUGGAAUAAGCCCGAUAAAGUUUGAAGCAGCACAAAUUCUUUUUUCAAGUGACGUGUUCGUAGCCGCCGCCAUCGUCAUUUCUUACGAUCCCUAUUCUUUUUAACUCCACUGCCUUGGGAAUUUAUUUAUGCAAAACUCCGCAACUCUACAAUUUCAAAACGAAGCUUGGUGAUGAAAUUUGCUCGUCUAACGUAAACAUGUGUGAGGGUCCUCCUUCCUAGGAUAUUUCUAUUGUCAAUACUGUAGUAAAGGGCAGCCAGGGUGUUUAUUAGAGAGGUCAGCUGGCUGGACCACAUUUAUUUUUCUUGGUAGUCUAGUAGUUGAUAGGAGAGCAUUGACGAAAGCCUGAGGAUCAUCGUCGUCCCCAGGGUCUUCUCGUUCUCCAACAAGGCGGCAGAAGGCGCUGUCACAGUGAUAUGGGCAUCCCCUGUAAUAUUACUAGCGUUUUGGCAAUUGGGAUGCCCAUAUCACUGUAACAGCGCCAUCUUAGAAAAGGAGAAGACCCUGGCAACGAUGUUAAACUGGGAUCAAAGUUUUCUAAAAACCAUGCACUAUCAUGAUAAAACCAUUGGCUCUGCGCAAGUAAAGAGCAUUAACGCAAUUCAAACAAAAACGUGUUCUUCUUCCAGAUUCUCUCGAAAGAUUCAUGGAUAGUAUUUUAAAACAAAAAGUUCCAGAUAAUAUCGGACAAGAUCAAGCUGCCGCAGAAGAGCAGCCAGGCUACACGCAGAAUGUUAACGGUCCUUGGUUCCAAAACGGAUGGCAAUUUAACAGAGUCGGCAUGAUGCCAUACGGCCAGACCCCACCAGGCUGGAAAAGAGGAUAAAAUCGAGCAAGGCCGAUAUCUUUAUUUGCAGCUCUAUUAAAUUCAAGACAGAAGCGUAUGCACAGUUGACUUCUUUUCACACCAUUAGCCUUCAAGCAAGCAAUUUAUUUGGGAAUGGCGAGCGACCGCGCGCCUACGUGACGCGCAAGCCAGACGCGUCGCUUCUAGUGGUGCAGUUCGCACCUAACUAUCCUAUCGCGUCUUAGCUUGCUUGUAGGCUAACAUAAACAUGUCAAUGUCAAGUCAGCGACAUUUUGCAGUCAUCUAAUGUGCUUUAAUGGUAUUUUAUAUUCAAUUUAAUAAUG